CUCAAAUACAUUGUUCUUCCCCAAGUCCUUCACACUACACACCCAAACUCACCCCUUCCUCUCUCUCUCUCUCUCUCUCUCUCUCUCUCUCUCUCUCUCUCUCAAAAUUUCUGUAAAUUAUUAAUGGAGGUAUGGAAGACGCGCAUUGACUCACGCCAUCGAUCAUGGCCAUCUCUUCUCUAGAUCCAAACCCCGCAGAAACUACCAUAUUAUAUUAUAAUUUCUUCAUUCUCUUUCUUCUUUGUUGAUAAUCAGUAAGAAUUCUGUAGUUAUUAACAAAAUGGCCAAUUGGGAGCUCAGAAAUUGCUGUAAUCACGAUCAAUUAGUGUUCCUCAUCACUCUCGCCUUCUGCGUCGUCGUCAUUCUCGCGCUAUGGAGAACAGUGGUGCUUUUACCAUUCAAGCUUGUCACUGUAUUUCUUCAUGAAGCUAGUCAUGCUGUUGCUUGCAAACUUACAUGUGGCCAUGUUGAAGGAAUGCAGAUUCAUGCUGAUGAAGGUGGAAUGACUCAAACGCGUGGUGGUGUUUAUUGGUUUAUCUUGCCAGCUGGAUAUUUAGGAUCAUCAUUUUGGGGAAUGGUUUUGAUCUUGGCAUCAACAAAUCUUCUUGCAGCAAGAAUUGCUGCAGGAUGUUUAGCAGCUGCUUUAAUAAUCGUUCUUUUUGUUGCUAAAAAUUGGACACUUCGUGGGCUUUGUAUAGGAUUUAUUAUCAUUCUUGCAAUAGUUUGGGUUUUACAAGAAACAACAAAAGUUCGGAUUCUUCGAUACAUUAUAAUGUUCAUUGGUGUGAUGAACAGUGUCUUUUCUAUUUAUGAUAUAUAUGGGGAUUUAAUUUCUAGACAAGUUCACACUAGUGAUGCUGAAAAGUUUGCAGAAGUUUGCCCUUGUCCUUGUAAUGGUGUUGGAUGGGGGGUAAUUUGGGGACUCUUGUCUCUUUUAGUGAGGCAAAAAUUUAAAAGGUUAUUGGGGACUUGA
Lactuca saligna is the source of this 973-nucleotide messenger RNA. Lineage: Eukaryota; Viridiplantae; Streptophyta; Magnoliopsida; Asterales; Asteraceae. The record is from the annotation of a GenBank genome assembly.